AUGGAUGCUGCCCAUGAUCGAGAUAUUGAGCUCCAACGAGCCUCUGGCGAGCUGAUUGAAGAAUUUAGAACAAAACUUCCCCCACUGCUUUGGAAACACCCUAUUUCUGGCAAGCGGAUAGUUCAUCGUUGGGCGAGGGCAGCGAAAGUAGAGAAGUUGAUCCUCCUUCUGGACCCCUUUCAAGAAUGGCCACAACUGUUAGAUCCUCACCUUAGCUGGAUUCUCACACAACUGACGGAUGCCUUUCUAUCGUACCUGCUUGGCCAUAGCCAGAGUUAUGGCUCUGUCGCGAGGAUCAAGGAGCCGGGCGUGAUGCACCCAUUGACAAGGGCAAUAUGUAAAAUUAUAUACACUCUAUGCAAGGUGCGAGGCUCAAAGGUGAUUUCUCGUUUUUUCAGCAAUGAGCCGAGAUAUCUUGAGCCGAUGCUUUCGAUGUUUAUUGAGUGGGAUGGCAUCGUUAGUGCGGACAUAGAUAGGUCAACAACGACCGGCCAAGGCUUACCACUUAAUUGGGAAGAACGAUAUGUUAUGCUUUUAUGGUUGUCGCAUCUUUUGUUGGCUCCUUUUGAUUUGACCUCCAUUUCAUCAGAAAAUAUCCCGAUUCCCUAUGAGAACCUAUCCUCCUUAUCGGGGCUCUCUUCGAAGACCCCCAAGCUUGCACUUGCAAUUCUCUCCGUUGCACUAAAGUACCUCGUUAUACCAGGGAAGGAGCGAGAGGGAGCCGUCCUCUUACUCUCAAGGCUUGCCUUAAGGAAGGAUAUGCAACAGCUAGGUAUCUUGAGCUCCCUUGCCAAAUGGGUUCUUGGGUGUUUGAAGCCUAGUGUGGGAACUAUUACACCUUCAACAUUUACAUGCAUCGGGCUAUUGUCUUUCAUAGCCAAACUUGGAACCCUUGCUCAAGUUGAGGAUAUUGCACCCUUUGUGAUACCCAUAUUUAACCAGGCUCUUGAUCUCUCUAGAGGGAGUUCUGAAAUAUCCAUUAAUGUACAAUCUUCGGCCUCUACUCGAAAGCUAUUGACUAAGAUUCUUCGCGAAAUGAACACCCUUUCAUUAACAUUAGAGAACAGGCCGGAUAUUUUUCAGAUAUCUUCAGACGAAGUCUCUACGGUCUUAGAAGACACAAUUGAUUAUUUACUCCUUGCUGUUGGUGACAAAGAUACGCCAGUUCGAUUUGCAGCCAGCAAAGCGUUGAGCAUGAUUGCCCUGAAGCUCGAGCCAGACCUUGGCGCUGAUAUACUAGACGCAGUGAUUAGUGCACUAGAUGAAGACGUUCUCUAUGAAGAAGAGAAUGGCACAUUGAUAUCCAAGGAAAAGGCUAGGUCUACAGAUGGACUUGUGGUGAGAAAUUUCAAAUCUGUCGACGCCCAAAACUGGCAUGGCCUUAUGCUCACACUUGGACACCUACUAUUCCGGCGAUCCCCUCCGCUUGAUCGGCUUUCUCAGCUGUUCGAAUGCCUAAUUUCUGGCUUAACCUUCGAGCAAAGAUCAUCGACCGGUGCCUCAAUUGGUGUCACCGUCAGGGAUGCAGCUUGCUUUGGCAUCUGGUCACUUGCUCGAAAGUACUCCACGAAGGAGCUAGAUGCUGUUAAUGUUAGUACGACGAAAAACUCAAAUAAAAGCCUCUUGAGGAGCUUAGCGAUAGAGCUCGUGUCUUCUGCUUGCCUUGAUCCCUCGGGGAAUAUUCGAAGGGGGUCAUCGGCUGCCCUCCAGGAGUUGAUUGGGCGCCACCCCGACUCAAUUUUAGAAGGAAUAUCAAUCGUCCAGGUUGUGGACUAUCAUUCUGUCGCACGAAGGGAAUACGCUAUGACGGAAGUGGCCAUAGCAACUACGAAGCUUGACAGUGCGUACUGGUCACCACUCAUAGGUGGGCUCCUACGAUGGAGAGGAAUUGGCGCUCCAGAUUCAAAAUCAAGAAGAACAGCAGCUUUUGCUAUUGGGGAAUUAAGCUUGCAGAUGUCAUACGCUGGGAUAAACGCUGUGUUAAACCGAAUCCUACAUAUAUUGGCUUUAACAUCCACGAACUCUGUUGAAACUAGACAUGGAGGGUUUCUGGCACUUUCUGCCACGGUAGAUGCUUUCCUCCGCCAUAAAAUCACUAAAAACGAUACCCCCGGGGACCCUAGUCCUUUGAUUGAAACUUCUCGACAAAUCCACCGACUCUGGAGCAUAUUAUCCUCACCAUCGGGGCCUUCAGUGGAAAGUUUGACGCUUCAAACAUUCCGUCCAGAUCUAACAGCAGAGGCUUGCUCGCGCUUGAUAUCUUCACUUUCUCGUUCAUACGCCGUUUUUGGGAACGAUCCACUAAGCCACGAAAUACAGCUUGAUAAUAAUUUGCUAGAAACAGCUGCCAGCAUCUUGAUGUUAUGUGUCCAACGUAGCGACGAUGAAACUGUUGCAGCCAGCUCCCAGGCAGCAGUGGAUAUGUUCGCCAUUUUACCCGGAGAGAAAAGGUCUGCUAUCAUUAAAGAAUGGCUCAGCGAUAUCCACUCGAACUGGAAGAAAACGACUGGUAGUGGACAAAUAGCCGCACUAGGUGCUGUUUAUCAGCACUUUCCAAGUGAUGGAAGUGAGAGAAAGCGCAUUCUUGACGAGCUUGUACGCUGUACUGGCCCAGAAGAGACUGUGAUCACGAAACGUGUUUCUGCUGUUAAGUGUAUCCUAACUGGUAUACUUCCUUAUACUGAUAACACAAGUGAUCUUGAGAGUCAUAUCGGUGUAUUACUUAACGACUACACUACUGAUAAUCGAGGCGAUGUUGGAUCUUUAAUACGGACUGAAGCAAUCAACGGCGUGCACAUGAUUUUAGAGACUCGCAUGAGAGGUCCGACAGACCUUUCAGAUAUACAUGGUCUGAUGAGGCAUAUCAUAAGGCUGGCAGCUGAAAAGUUAGACAAAGUCAGAUUUAAGGCCUGGAAAUGCUUUGAAAUUUUCUGGGAGUUGGACAGAAGCCUGCCUCCACUGAGAACGAGGUUUGAUCAUUUUAGUGAAGUUUCAACAAUUGACUACUUCUCACAGCUGGUCACACUGGUUCAAAUUGAAUGGCUUCGCUUGCCACUUAUAAAGGGACUAGUCACCUCCUUUGCUGCAGGUGCCGACAGUCUUAUCGUCUCGUCCCGUGCUGCCCUUGUGGCAUUUAUCAAUAGUCAAAAAGACGAAAUUAGGUCCCGCACGCAAAGAGAUAUAUUUAUGAGCCUUCUCGUGAUACUAGAGGAGAAUAUAACUGACGAUCGUUAUGCUAUACCCACUGUUGAGAGCUUUGCCUUUUUACUUGAAAACAGUUUCGCUCCGGAAACACUUGAGCUGGACCCCGAUUCUCUCAAGAGACUCUUUCGUCUCGUCCAAAAAUCUCAUUUCAAGUCUACUAACAUUCCAAGAAUUGAAGCAGCACUUAAAGUAUAUUAUUGUUUAUAUAAUUAUGAGCUCUUGAGAAGGAAUGUAGUAUCAAAGAUGGCAAAUAUGCUGCUACACCCUUAUCCAAAGAUUCGAUCCCUUUCUAGUGAAUAUCUCUUCCUCAAAACAGGAAACGAGUCAAUAAAAACCGAGAACUGGAUGCAACCCCCGAAACAGCUAAAGGUGACAGUAGAUAGCAUAAAAGCUAUCUUGCAAUGA
Molecule: messenger RNA, 3609 nt
Organism: Nannizzia gypsea CBS 118893
Lineage: Eukaryota; Fungi; Ascomycota; Eurotiomycetes; Onygenales; Arthrodermataceae
Product: tubulin-folding cofactor D
Exons: 5
Coding region: 1-3609 (1202 amino acids)
Biological process (GO): post-chaperonin tubulin folding pathway; tubulin complex assembly; microtubule cytoskeleton organization
Molecular function (GO): beta-tubulin binding; GTPase activator activity
Source: RefSeq, a predicted model, not a curated record